Messenger RNA from Carica papaya (papaya), 2607 nucleotides. It is a transcript of the gene SCL8, whose product is annotated as SCARECROW-like 8. The record is from RefSeq and is a predicted model, not a curated record. Lineage: Eukaryota; Viridiplantae; Streptophyta; Magnoliopsida; Brassicales; Caricaceae.
GUUUCAAGCCUGGUGGUCCGUUUCAUUGGCGCUUUACGCCACGCGCCAACCAAAGCGUGGGCUCAUAUGGGAGUGAAAGUUGUAGCUGCGGAACCGUGAAGGUGUUGGUCUUGCGGCAUUUAUAACCGUUCAUCGUGAUGAAAAUUGGUAAUUUCUGAAAUUGGACGGUGGAAGAUUGAAGGUAUGCUAUCCCGUGGAAGCACUCCAAUUAUUUUUCUGCAUUUAAAAAAAAAUCUAAAACCACCAAAACCGGAUGUGUUGGAAUUUACAAGCCUCGUUACCGUCUUCUCCCCCCCCUCCUUCCCCGUUAUAUUAUUAUUCAUCACUUCCAUUUUUAUGUACAUUAAGAGAAAGGAAAACUCUCCCUCUCUCUCUCUCUCUCUAUCUCCCUCCCUCCUCCAUUAUCUUUCUCGUUUCUACAUUAAUUUACUCAAUAUAUUUCAUGCGUUUCUCUGAAACCCAAAAAUUCUUGUAGCGGUCGCUGUUAUUUAGUAUAUCUUACAUCUUCUUCUCCUCUGCUCAAUCGCUCUUGAGUUGAGAGGAGGGGAGAGGAAAAAGGGGGAGAUGGCAUCUGGGUUUUCCGGUGGAGGGCCGGAGUUUUAUGCGGGAAUCAACGGUAGAUCUAUGGUCGGAAACGCCAUGAACACUGGGAACCCAUCAGAAGCACCUUACCGAUCCCAGCUUCCUGGGAUUUUCUUCGACCAAACCGCCCAGAUCGCGAACAGAACAGGAACGGCCUUGCCGAGUUUUAUCGGGAAGCGAACGCUAGCGGAUUUCCAAGCGCAACAGUCGCAGCACCACCAGAGUUCAGCUCUCAACGCUCUGCUUCUCCGGUCCGUAAAGGCAAGGACUUACCCACUUGCGUCGACGUUAUCUCCGCUGUCAUCCUCUAUGGAUUAUUCCAUGAAUAUGUCAACUGAUAUUGCUUCAAUUGCUGCGACUUCUGGUUUGUCUCAACGCUACGGUAUGCCGCUUCUUCAACAACUUAGGCCUCAGCAGCAGCCGCAGCCGCGUAACCAGAGUUUUCCGGCUGUUCCGUAUCUUAACACGGUUCAGUCGGAGUCCCAGCCUGCUCAAGAUACGGAGAAGAAAAUGAUGAAUCCGCUUCGGGAGCUCGAGAAGCAGUUGCUCGAAGACAACGAUGAUGAGGAAGGAGAUGCUUUGUCUGUGAUUACAAAUACUAACAGCGAGUGGUCCGAGACGAUACAGAACCUGAUCAGCGGUCAGAGUCCAGCACCGAGCCCGAAUCCGAAUCCGAAUCCGAAUCCGAAUCCAAUCCCCAAUUCGCCGUCUCCCACCACCUCCCCUUCUUCCUCUUCAUCAUCGUCGGUGGCCUCUCCGGUGUCCGUCUGCUCGAGGCAGACUAUAAUGGAGACGGCAUCGGCAAUUUCCGAAGGAAAAACCGAUGUUGCGUCGGAGAUCUUGGCGCGAUUUCCGCUAGCUCCGAACCCGACAGCAAAUUCAGAGCAGAAGCUUAUGGAGUUCAUACUAUCGGCACUGAAAUCGCGGGUUAACCCUGUCGAGAACCCGCCUCCGGUGGCCGAGUUGUACGGUAAAGACCACGUGAAUUCGACCCCGUUGCUCUAUGAGCUGUCUCCUUGUUUCAAGCUUGGUUUCAUGGCUGCUAAUCUCGCUAUCCUUGAAGCUACUCUUGAGCAGCCCAGCAACAAUGGGUUUCAUGUGAUUGAUUUCGAUAUUGGGCAAGGAGAGCAGUACAUUCAUCUCUUCCACGCGCUCUCUGCGCGUCAGAAUGGGAAGCCCGCCGUCGUAAAAAUCACAGCAGUUGUCGAUAACGUUGGUGGAGUUGGUGACGAGAGAUUUCGAGUUGUUGGCGAGGUGCUGACUCAGAAAGCAGAGAGAUUCGGUGUUUGCUUGAAGUUCAACGUGGUAACGAGUUCGAAACUCAGUAAUCUGAGUCGUGAAUCGCUCGGUUGCGAGCCGGAUGAGCCGCUCGCCGUCAACUUCGCUUUUAAAUUAUACCGAGUCCCCGACGAGAGCGUGUCGACGGAGAAUCCAAGAGACGAGCUUCUCCGGCGCGUGAAGGGGCUUGCCCCGCGUGUGGUGACUUUGGUGGAGCAGGAAAUGAACGCCAACACGGCACCGUUUUUGUCCCGGGUCGGAGAAACCUGCGCCUACUACGGCGCGUUACUCGACUCAAUUGAGUCGACCGUACCUAGAGAUAACCCCGACCGCGUCAAGGUCGAGGAAGCACUUGGUCGCAAGCUGGCCAACUCGGUAGCUUGCGAGGGGAGGGAUCGCGUUGAAAGAUGCGAAGUCUUCGGGAAAUGGCGGGCCCGCAUGGGCAUGGCUGGAUUUGUAUUAAAGCCGAUGAGUCAAGCCAUCGCCGAGUCGAUGCGCGCUCGUCUCACUUCCGGCAACCGAGUCCAUCGCGGUUUCACUGUGAAAGAAGAAAACGGAGGCGUCUUCUUUGGUUGGAUGGGCCGGUCCCUCACCGUCGCAUCCGCCUGGCGUUUAACUUGAUUCUCUCUCUAAUCUUUAUUAAUUAGCAGUUAAUUUUUAUUAUAUUUCCUUUUUUUCAAUUUUAGAAAAAAUGAAAAAAAAAAAUAGAGAGAGAAAAAUUCCCAUAACGAAUUAAUAAUAAUAAUA